CAAAAUUGUAUCAAAUUCAUAGCUCUAUCCAUAGAUUACAAUUGUACCGAUGGCUUAUAGCAGAAAUCUAUUCUUCCUAGCAGUGGCUUCAAUGGCCAUAGUCCAAAUGACUAUGGCUGGAGAUCCCGAUAUCCUCACGGACUUUGUCUUGCCAGCAAAUUUGACAACAGUCGAUGGAAACUUCUUUACAUUCACAGGGAUGAGAGUCCUUGUAGGGGCUCCACCUCCCCCAGCUUUCAAAGUCUUGAAAGCAAGCAUGGCAGAAUUCCCGGCCCUCAAUGGCCAGAGUGUUUCCUAUGCUGUUCUCCUCUACCCUGCUGGUACUGUAAACCCCGUUCACACUCAUCCACGGUCGGCUGAGCUCCUCUUCCUUGCUGAGGGUAAUCUCGAGGUGGGAUUUGUGGACACAACAAACAAGCUCUUCACUCAAACUCUUCAGCCUGGUGACCUCUUUGUGUUCCCAAAGGGACUAGUCCAUUUCCAGUACAAUGCUGAUGCAAAAGUUCCUGCUUUGGCUAUCUCUGCCUUUGGGAGUUCAAAUGCUGGAACUGUCUCCCUUCCCAACACUCUGUUCAACACAAGCAUUGAUGACAAUGUAUUGGCACUUUCUUUCAAAACUGACGUCGUCACCAUUCAGAAGCUCAAGGCGGGCCUUGCACCCAAGAACUAGAUUAUCAGUAUCUCCAUGGUUUAAUAGCUUAAGUUGAAACUCUGAGUCCUGUUCCUAUUUGUUUGUUCAACUUCUGUAAUAAUUUUUUUUCCUUGUCAAUGAGGAGAGAACUCAUAAUAUCAUUUUAACAUUCUGUAUCGCGUUGUUUGUAAGGUCGGACUGGACCAGUCGAGCUGAGAUACA
Olea europaea var. sylvestris is the source of this 853-nucleotide messenger RNA. RefSeq names its product germin-like protein 9-3. Gene Ontology annotation, molecular function: manganese ion binding. The transcript has a single exon. Gene Ontology annotation, cellular component: cell wall. The record is from RefSeq and is a predicted model, not a curated record. The coding region runs from base 50 to 670 and encodes 206 amino acids. Lineage: Eukaryota; Viridiplantae; Streptophyta; Magnoliopsida; Lamiales; Oleaceae.